This is a messenger RNA of Acanthosepion pharaonis, 3168 nucleotides long. The record is from the annotation of a GenBank genome assembly. Lineage: Eukaryota; Metazoa; Mollusca; Cephalopoda; Sepiida; Sepiidae.
AUGAACCCUUUCCAGCAACUAAAGAUUUUUACUGAUAAAGAAGUGGAGCAGUACCAAGGAGCUAUAUGUUAUGAAAACCCACCACACAUUUAUGCUUUAACGGACAACAUGUAUCGAAACUUGAUGAUUGAACUGGAGAAUCAAUGUGUCAUUACAAGUGGAGAAAGUGGUGCUGGCAAAACAGUCUCUGCUAAAUUAAUCAUGGCUUACAUUGCAAAGAUUUCAGGAGGUGGACCCACUGUGCAGAGAGUCAAAGAAAUCAUCUUGGAAUCUAAUCCAUUAUUAGAAGCAUUUGGAAAUGCCAAAACAGUCCGGAAUAAUAAUUCUAGCCGAUUUGGGAAAUAUGUAGAAAUCCAGUUCAGUCGAGGUGGAGAACCAAUUGGAGGAAAAGUAUCAAAUUUCCUUUUAGAAAAAUCACGAAUAGUUAUGCAAAACCAAGAUGAACGUAACUUUCAUAUAUUCUAUCAGAUGUGCUCAGGAGCAACAGAGGAUGAAAAAACUAAUCUUGGAAUCACCAGCCUGGACUAUUAUUCUUAUCUGAAUCAAAGUGGAGUCUAUGUCGUUGAUGAUAUUAACGAUAGCAAAGAUUUCAAAGAAACAAUGCAUGCCAUGCAAGUUAUUGGCUUGACAGAUGAGGAUCAGUUCAGCAUCAUGUCUCUAGCUGCUGCAGUUUUGCAUUUGGGAAAUAUUACUUUUGAAGAAGAAGGUAACUACGCUUUGGUCAGCGUUAAAGAAUUCUUGGACUUUCCUGCUUUUUUGUUGGGAAUUGACAAAAAUUUGCUGAAUGAUAAAUUAACAGGACGAGUAAUGGACAGUAAAUGUAGAGGCAAGUCGGAAAGGAUUGAAAUGAAACUGAAUGUUGACCAAGCCAUUUACACACGAGAUGCCUUAGCCAAGGCACUUUACAACCGAUUGUUUGAUUAUCUUGUUGCGGCCAUCAACAAAGCAAUGGAAAAUCAUUCUAGUGUCGUCAAUGUCGGCAUCUUGGACAUUUAUGGAUUUGAAAUCUUUGAUAAGAAUGGAUUUGAACAGUUCUGUAUUAAUUACGUUAAUGAAAAGCUUCAACAAAUCUUCAUUGAUUUGACAUUGAAAGCUGAACAGGAAGAAUACAAAGCUGAAAGCAUCCAAUGGAGCCCAAUUGAUUAUUUCAAUAAUAAAAUUGUUUGCGAUUUGAUUGAGUCCAAAAAGCCUCCUGGUGUAUUUUGUAUCCUUGAUGAUGUCUGUGCAACAAUGCAUGCAGUUAAUGAAGGAGCUGAUAACAAAUUGGGUGAUAAACUAAGAAAUUCUUUAGAUCCAACGUAUUAUCAAGGUAAUGACAAAGGAUUUGUUCUUAACCAUUAUGCAGGACAGGUUUCCUACAGCAUUGAAGGUUUCUGUGAAAAGAACCGAGAUGUUUUAUUUGUUGACCUUAUUGAAAUGAUGCAGACAAGCAAGUUCAAAUUCAUUUCGAAGUUGUUUCCUGAGAACAUAAAUGCUGCAAACAGAGGCCGGCCAACUACAGCUGGGAACAAAAUAAAAACACAGGCCAAUUUGUUAGUUGAAAAACUUAUGUUAUGCACACCGCAUUACAUCCGAUGCAUCAAACCAAAUGAAACCAAAAAACCUUUUGAUUGGGAAGAAAGUCGAGUGGUCCAUCAGAUUGAAUAUCUGGGGCUAAAAGAAAAUAUCAGAGUUCGACGAGCUGGAUUUGCCUAUCGGAGAGAAUUUGAGAAAUUCUUUCGCAGAUAUAACCUGCUCACUUCAGAGACGUAUCCAAAUUAUAAUGGGGAUUUAAUUCAAGGAAUUGUUCAUAUUUUGCGAUCUGUGAAUAUGAGUGAAGACCAGUAUCAGUUGGGAAAGACAAAACUUUUUAUCAAGAAUCCAGAAUCACUGUUUCUUUUAGAAGAAGUCAGAGACCGAAAAAUGGAUAAAUAUGCACGUCUGAUUGUAAAAGCAUUCCGAAAAUACUUUGCCAAAAACCGGUACCUUAAGCAGCGUGAAGAAGCAUGUGCAGUGAUCUUCAAUAAGAAAGAACGUAGACGUUUCAGUUUGAAUCGCAAUUUCAUGAGUGACUAUAUUGGGGUUGACAAUCGACCAGCUUUAUUGACCUUAAUACCUAAAAAAGAAAAAAUUGAGUUUGCAGAGACAGUGAAUAAAUUUGACAGACGUUUUAAGAUUACGAAACGUGAUCUGAUCCUGACAUCAAAAAAUUUGUAUCUGAUUGGUCGAGAAAAGAUAAAAAAAGGUCCUCAGAAAGGGAUUGUCCAUGAAGUGAUCAAACGUACGGUCCCUAUUGAUCAAAUUCAAAAGCUUGCUCUCAGCUCAAUGCAAGAUGAUUUCAUAAUUAUUUAUGUUCAAAGUCAAUAUGCGAGCCUGAUUGAGUCAGUAUUUAAAACAGAACUUGUCUCUGUUCUCGCUAAACUCUACAAGAAAAAAACCACAAAGGAUCUGCUGGUUAUUUUUAACAAUAAAUUUGAAUACACUGUGAAGAAAGAUGGAUGGCUUGGUGGUGGUCAAAAAGUUGUUGAAUUUCAUUUGGGUGAAGGUGAUCUUGCUCAGCUCAAACCUUCUGGAAAAUGUCUGCAUGUGACCAUAGGUCAGGGACUUCCCAAAGACUCACGACCGUCACAAGAUAUUCCUGGUCAAAACCGUUUCGGCAGAAACAACAACAAGCCUAACCUGAAGGCAUCAUAUUCUGGAUUCAGACCCCCACCUCCAAUGUACAAACCUCCACAGCUCCCCUCCCAAACUGGAAGACAGCAGAACAGGCCAGCACCACCCACAUCUAAACCACCUCCAAAGCCUAACCAUUUGAAAGGAGGAAUGAUCCAAGCAUCUCAAAAUGGAAGCAAUGUUAUGAACAACAAUUUAGCAAACCAGAUGAAGCAACGGCCCCGAAAAGCUUUGCCACCUGAAAAACCAAAACCAAAACCAAAGCCAAAGCCUAAACCUUGCUUACCUCGGUGCCGAUGCCUUUAUGCAUAUGAACCAAUGAAUGCUGAUGAAUUAGCAUUCAAUGAAGGUGAUGUGAUUGAAAUCAUAUCAGAAGAACCCUCAGGCUGGUGGAAAACAUUCAAGUCAUUACAAAUUCUUUCUCCUCUCCUCGAAAUUAGAACGACCGAAAUUAAUUGCUCGGUAUGGACGGCCAGCAGCUUCUUUCCUCAGGUAUUAGGACCGAUUCCGGCUUGA